Messenger RNA from Zerene cesonia (dogface butterfly), 683 nucleotides. Its product is annotated as putative glutathione-specific gamma-glutamylcyclotransferase 2. The coding region runs from base 131 to 676 and encodes 181 amino acids. The transcript has 3 exons. The record is from RefSeq and is a predicted model, not a curated record. Gene Ontology annotation, molecular function: gamma-glutamylcyclotransferase activity; glutathione specific gamma-glutamylcyclotransferase activity. Gene Ontology annotation, cellular component: cytoplasm. Gene Ontology annotation, biological process: glutathione catabolic process. NCBI's taxonomy places the organism in Eukaryota, Metazoa, Arthropoda, Insecta, Lepidoptera, Pieridae.
UAUUUAAAAAAAAUAUGUCUGUAAAAACUGAUGAAUUAUAUUUAAGAAAGAAUGUACAUAUUGUAAAUUAAUGUGAUAUUAAUUUACAAAAAAUAUUUAGGUGCAAGUAAUUGUAAUUAUAACAUAGAAUAUGUGGGUGUUCGGAUAUGGCUCUUUAAUUUGGAAAGUCGAUUUUAAGUAUGAUUAUAAAUCUGUCGGAUAUAUUAAGGGUUACCUUAGAAGAUUCUAUCAGCAUAGUAUAGAUCACCGAGGAGUUCCUGAGAAGCCGGGCAGAGUAGUGACCUUGAUUCCCAGUGAUGAUCCUAAUAGUAAAGUAUGGGGUGUUGCAUAUAAAAUAAGAAAUGAGGAUGUUGAUCAAGUAACACAGCAUUUAGAUUAUAGAGAGAAAAAUGGUUAUUCCAAACAAAUAGUGACAUUCCAUCCAAGAGACACCAAACUUGAACCUUUUGAGUUGACUCUUUAUGUAGCGACACAGGAUAAUGAAUCUUAUGCAGGUGCUGCUUCGAUAGAAGAUAUAGCCAGGCAAAUAGUUGCUUGUGAAGGGCCCAGUGGUUUAAAUAAGGAUUAUGUGUACCAACUAGCCAAUGCAAUGAGGCAAAUUGCUCCAGAAGUUGACGACAAUCAUUUGUUCUCCUUAGAAGCCACUGUAAAGGAAAUGGAUACUGAUAAUGAAUAAAAAAAAA